CGGACCAAGUGUAAAGGUACAUAUGCAAGUCAACAAUGCCGGGUACGGUGAUUCCCUGUUUUACGAGAACCAAAGAAAAAAAAAAGGCGGUGCUGGCUGCAGUGGCACUUUGCAUCAUCGCUUGAUGUGCUCUGCUGCAAGACUUGCGCAUUGUUUCCCACGGGUGACUUACUACAGAUACUACAUUACCCCAAUCUUGGCGUUUGCCUUGUCCCGUAGCGGUACGCGAGGAGAAAGAGAAAGAGAGAGCGAGUUGUCGUUUGGAAUCAGGCCGCCUCCAAGCACACACACAGUCCAAGCCUCUUCCCGCCUCCAAGGACAUACUCGGACAUGUCGGAUAUCCAAUCUUUCUCUCUUGCUCUCUUUCUCGUUCUCAUUCGCCUUUGUUGGUUUUCAGCUCGAGCGGGGUGGUGGGGCGCCCGUGCCUCCUUCAGGUCACACGUUACGGCGUUCCAUGUGUGUCUACGCUGCUGAAAAGUUAGGGACGACUUCAUGCAAGCGGACGGCGAGGGUGGGAACGAAGGGGGAACUUUGCUCCGACACGGGGUUUCUUUUUCGACUUUGGGGGCUAGAAACUCGGUAGGUAUGCGAUUUGCUAGUAGACUAGUGGGGAGAUGUUUGAGAGAAGGCAAGGGGAUCGGGAAAGUCAGGUACAGUACGGGUAGUUUGAUAGACGAAUGGAUACCUACCGCGUCACAUCCGACGAGUAGUGGAAAGUUAGCUCGCGGUGGUACACCAAGACGGCCCCCCAGUGACGUGGUAUAGAAUGAGAAUCUGGAUGACGGUGCAAGGGUAGACGAGAGCGGAAAAAA
Periconia digitata is the source of this 812-nucleotide messenger RNA. Lineage: Eukaryota; Fungi; Ascomycota; Dothideomycetes; Pleosporales; Periconiaceae. The record is from the annotation of a GenBank genome assembly.